This is a messenger RNA of Stereum hirsutum FP-91666 SS1, 229 nucleotides long. RefSeq lists its product as uncharacterized. The transcript has 2 exons. Bases 17 to 229 code for a protein of 70 amino acids. The record is from RefSeq and is a predicted model, not a curated record. Lineage: Eukaryota; Fungi; Basidiomycota; Agaricomycetes; Russulales; Stereaceae.
ACUUGGAUCGCUCCAGAUGAGUGUCAUGCAAACGGGAUCAAAUACUCUCUUGACCUCGAGUUUAGGACCAGGAUCCGCUCACGCCUCGAUGUCUUGCAGGAGCAAGUGGUUGUCCGUGAUGGCGAGGCCCCGAGAUUUGGCAUUUGUGAUAAAUGACAAAUUGUGGUCCGUACUUCCUCUAUGGUGUGGUAGAGAGAGCUGGGGCAAAUUGAGGGACGGUGACGCGUAG